Thecamonas trahens ATCC 50062 is the source of this 1166-nucleotide messenger RNA. Its product is annotated as phosphoglycerate kinase. Gene Ontology annotation, cellular component: cytosol. Gene Ontology annotation, biological process: glycolytic process; gluconeogenesis. Lineage: Eukaryota; Apusomonadida; Apusomonadidae. The transcript is spliced from 2 exons. The record is from RefSeq and is a predicted model, not a curated record. Gene Ontology annotation, molecular function: ATP binding; ADP binding; phosphoglycerate kinase activity. The coding region runs from base 33 to 1115 and encodes 360 amino acids.
CCACCACCACCACCACCACCACCACCACCGACAUGCCCACCAUCUCAGAUCCGACCCGUCUCCUUGCCGCCCUGCCCACCCUCCGCCUACUGACCGAGGCACAGGCACGGAUCACUCUUGUCUCACAUCUUGAGCUCGCAUCGUUGCUCGCUGGCGAGGCAAAGGUCUCGUUUGCAAACGCCUCGUCGUGCGUCUCGGCAGAGGCGGCCACCGCCCGGGAUCGACUCGGGCCGGGCGAGAUCGUGGUGCUGGAGAACACACGCCUGCAUCCUGGUGAGACGGUCAACGAGCCGGCUUUUGCUGCUGCUCUAGCACAUGGCGCUGACCUGUACGUCGGUGAUGCCUUUGGCGCCGCGCAUCGCGCCCACGGCUCGACGGUCGGCGCUGCUGCCGCCGCCCGCCACGCCGUCGCCGGUCUGUGCAUGGAGGACGAGCUUGCCGCGCUGCUCCCGCUAGUCGACAAGCCGCCCAAGCCAUUUACCGCCAUUCUCGGUGGGGCCAAGGUCUCGUCCAAGCUCCCACUCAUCCGGGCGCUCCUCCCGCGGGUCGACACCCUCAUCGUCGGCGGCGGCAUGGCGUACACCCUGCUCGCCGCGCAAGGCGUGCCGGUGGGCAACUCGCUCGUGGAGCGCGAGCUCCUUGCCGACGCCGCAUCGCUCGUCGACGACGCCGCCGCUGCCGGCGUUUCGCUCGUCCUCCCCUGCGACGCCGCCAUCGCUGAGUCGAUCUCGGCUGCCACCGUGGGCGACGUUGUCGACCUCGCGCCGGGUGCCGGCAUCCCGGAUGGAGCCAUGGGCCUUGACAUCGGCCCGGCCUCGCUUGACCUCUUUGCCGCUGCCCUCAAGGGCUCGCAGGCAGUGCUCUGGAACGGGCCCAUGGGCCUCUUCGAGUCACCACCGUUUGCCACAGGCACCGCCGGCCUCGCUCGCCUCCUCGCCGACCUCCGCUCGGAUGACCCAUCGGUGGUGACUGUUGUCGGCGGCGGCGACUCGGUCGCUGCCGUCGCUGAGCAGAACCUCACCAGCGCCUUCUCGCAUGUCUCCACAGGCGGAGGCGCCACCCUCGAGCUGCUGCAGGGCAUCGAGCUCCCGGGCGUGGCCGUUCUCAGCAAGUAGGCGACCCAGCUCAUGGGCGCUGUCUCCACCAGAAAACCAGCAGAUACACAG